Caenorhabditis elegans is the source of this 776-nucleotide messenger RNA. It is a transcript of the gene W04E12.4, whose product is annotated as Kinesin-associated protein 3-like. Lineage: Eukaryota; Metazoa; Nematoda; Chromadorea; Rhabditida; Rhabditidae. The record is from RefSeq and is marked reviewed.
UUCUCGAAUUUUAAAUUUGAAAAAAAUUUAUUUCGAUUUUUGACGGUUGCUUCGAGUAAAAUGCCAAAAACUGGACAAGCAGUUCCUGCAAAAUACAAAAAUGAGACUUGGGACGAUAUUCUGAACGAGCUGAUGGAAAACUCUGAAUACUGGAUGGAUAUGACUUUGCCGAAAGCCGAGCAGCGAAGAAAUUAUGAGAAGAUGGCGGAGGUUAUGAGAAGAAUUGAUGUGUGCCGGGAGAGACAGAAGGCGACGCUGCAAAAACUGAGAAAUCUGGAAAAACUUGUGGAGCAAGACGAGAAUGGCGCGGAAAUUUCGGAGGAAGAGCAAGAGAUGUUAAUGAUGCUGAAAUUGGAUCAAAAUGCUCAUCAAGCAAUUUUGAAUCUUCGCAACUCGGAUUUGGAGGGUCUUGACCCGGAAGUCAAAGACACAAUUAUGUAUUUUAGAAAGAUCGAAAUGGAAGACGAGAUAAUUGGCCAAUGGGUGGCGGAUGAUUCAGAUAAUGACGAAAACGUCAAAAACAGCCCCACUUCUGAGCCUGAAAGCGAUGAUGGCACCGACUCGGACCUCGAAUCUGAAAUUCUCGAGACUGAUGAGAUGGAUGACGUCACUACUUCUCCACAGAUAACUUCAUCAGUUCCAAAAUUCGCUCUCAUCUGCAUUGUUCCAAUUGUUCUUGCAAUUCUUCUGUACUUGGCGCCAAUCGAUUUUUCGAAACUUUUCAAUGGACUCUAUGAGAACUAAAUUCUACUUGUUGAUAUAAAAAAUUACUAGAG